Aspergillus nidulans FGSC A4 is the source of this 1083-nucleotide messenger RNA. RefSeq lists its product as uncharacterized. The record is from RefSeq and is a predicted model, not a curated record. Bases 1 to 1083 code for a protein of 360 amino acids. The transcript has 4 exons. NCBI's taxonomy places the organism in Eukaryota, Fungi, Ascomycota, Eurotiomycetes, Eurotiales, Aspergillaceae.
AUGUCUCCGGACAUCAAUUCUCUACCUCCUUCUCGCUCGGCAUCUGCUUCCCCACGCCAACGACGGACUCUCUCCAGUCUAUUGGACGCCGUUCCUUCAACCGGCGCCAGUUCGACGUCGACGAGCCAUAACAACAACCACUUCAACAGUAGCACUAUGGCCUCCGAGCUACCGCACCGCCAUCACCCGAUCUCGGUGUCGGAGCGUCGCCGAUCUGGAAACGUGAACGUCAACAGUAGUGGCAAUAGGCUCAGUGAGUCGAUCGGCGAUAACCCGUCGGCCUCACCGUCUGAUGGGCCCCGGUCGAAUAUACUCAAUUUUGCCGCGAGCCCCGUUAGUGGCUUUGGUGAUCCUCAUCACCACCGCGCUCCUUCGCUUGGGGAGCUGCAUCAGGAACUAGAGCAGGAGCAAGAAGCCCAGGUGGUAAGGCAGACAGCUUCUUUUUCAGCGUCUUUGAUGGUUGACAAUGCCCAGAACCGGCUUCUUCAAAUUAUCAGGAACCAAGAGCUCCGGAUUCAGCAACUUGAGCAACAGCAACAUCCGCAACAGUCUGCAAUUCUUGGCGACGCUACGAAUUCUACCGAGCACUCUGUCUCGUUUCCCCACACAAAUUCGCUCUCCAACUUUGCGGGCAGCCGAACUUCGACUCAGUUGCCUUCUUCUUUGUCCAGCCGCCGCCCGAGCCAAGCACACUCCCCGAGUCUACGGCCGACCGAUUUAUCCCGGGACGCAUCAGAGUGGGUCGCCGUCCCCGGUGACGGAUUAGGACGGCGGGGUAGCCUAAGCCGAGAGGAAAGCAGCUUUUUCCAAGCCGAAGCCGCGUCGCUUGCAAGGGAAAACCAGAUGCUACGCCAGCGAAUUCGGGAACUAGAACGCCAAUUAAGCGGACAAAGUGCGAACAUCAUGACCUCUUCUCGGAUGUCCGGCAAUGCUAGCGUCAGAGAAUCCCAAGCAGCAAGCGCAGAAUCUGACGAUAUCCCAGUCGAAGAUAAAAUGAUGACUCGAUAUACACCGCAUCGCUCUCUUUUCCAUUCUCCAAGUUUUUUACGAAAACCUGAAAUCAAGCGCCCGCUCUAUGCGUGA